AUGGCAGGGAGUGAAGACGAUCCCAGGGCCAGGGACUCGAAGGUCGCAGGCGCCAUCAUGGUCUGCGAUCGCGUUGGGCUUUCUAUGGAGACGGCACUGUUGCAGCUUUGGCAGCUGCCCAUGACGGAGCGGUUGCUUGAGGAGCACCUGAAACUGUGGACAUCCGCGCUCGUCAUGUUCGGCACAUUCUUCGAGAACGGGUGGACCCUCUGGGAUGCCAAACCUGACAACUACGGCAUGGACGAGGGAAACUACGAGCGGUUGCAGUUCUUGGACGUCGCGGCCCUAGAGAACAGAAGUGAACAAACGACCCGCGAAGAUGGCCAGCUGCUGUACAAGAUCAUGCAGCGCUUUUGCAAGGCAACAGUCGACUGCUGGGAAAGGGAGGCACCCAUGAAACGUGGCGGCAAUGGCUGGAUUUCGACGUCUCCCGCAUCUUCGUUUGCCGACAGGAGCCAGCCGACGGGGGAGUCCGAGCCUGCGAAGAAGUCCGGGCCUCAAGUCACGACGGUGGCGGAACGAGCCGUGCAAGGAGUCGGAGCCUGCCAGGAAGUCCGGACCUCAAGUCGAGACGAUGGCGGCCAGUCCUUGGUUCCUGCCAGCAACCCAGCAGAGGACCCUGCACGGAACGAGCCGUCGAAGGAGUCGGAGCCUGCCGAGAAGUCCGGACCUCAGGUCACGACGAUGGCGGCCGGUGGUUGGCUCCCGCCAGCAACUGUGCAGACGUGCGUGAAGGCCAGGAACGAGCCGUGGAAAGAGUCGCCGCGGGAAGAGUCGGAGCCUGCCAAGAAGUCCGGACCUCAGGCCACGACGAUGGCGGCCAGUGGUUGGCUCCUGCCAGCAACUGUGCAGAGGUGCGUGAAGGCCAGGAAGGAGACGUGGAAAGAGUCGCCGCGGGAAGAGUCGGAGCCUGCCGAGAAGUCCGGUUCUCGAGUCACGAGGUGCGGUGUCUUGCUGGCCGCUGAGCUCAGGCAACGCAUGGAUGCAUCGCGAGAAUUAAGCUCAUGGGGACCCACCGUGUGCGUGGGGUUGCUUGGUCGCAGUGCACUGGUGAUGUUCCAGAUGCUGCCCAAGGAAGAAGGCGAUACUGCGAUAGAGCUCUUGUGCACCGUGAAGGAGAAGGACGUCGAGGUGAUUGAAUCGGUUCAACACGUGCAAGCGCACGUUUUGGCGGCGACACCACGGGAUGUCUCUCACAUGCUUAAGGAGGGCGAGCGCAAGCACGGGCUUCUUCGGGUUGAGCUUGUCUGCAGUACCGCAUGGACGCCCACCGACAAAUAUGCGGAGCGUCACAGAGUGCGUCGGUGCAUGCAUGUCAACGCUUCCCUCGCGCGGGUCUACUGGGAUCAAAUGAAUCGGGACAGCUGGCCCAAGUCUUUGCAGGACUGGCACGAGAUUGUGGUUGGCAAGACUCAAAAGCGUGCAGAGGCACCUAAGUUGACGUUGGAAACCCUGGAGAAGGCGAUGAAGGACGUGACCGUCGUCGCUGACCAGAGGGGCUUUUACAACAAGCCUAUCCAUGAUCUAGACACACAUGGACGGGUCAAUCGAAAGACGACUAAACUGGACGAAAAGCCCCUCACGCGAGAAGAGCGCGAAGCCGAAGGGAUCACUUAUGGCGACCAGCAACCGAACAAGAGGAUGCGAGACAUUCCCAGCUACCGGCACAAGCCAUUGACGGCAUUGCUGCGGAACCUGCACCAACUUCUGCCGCUGGAGCGCUGCAACGAAACAGGGCAGCGACCGGCCGGAUGCAGGGAGCGGCAUGCUCCAACGAAGCCGCGAAAGCAAUCCAGCAAAACCGAUGGAGGCAUGUUCAAGUUUGCCCAGCAUGGCAUGGUUCUCCAGCUGGAGGACUUCAUCGAGGAGAAGUGCUUUGUACAGCCGACAGCUGCUGCAGAGGAGCAGGACUUUGGCUUUGUGCCGGCCGAGCUGCACAAUGUGGCCAGGGGCCUUGUUGCUUUCCUGAGGGUCAGAGCGUGCUCUUACGAUAACAUCUCGCCUCAGAAGAAGACGGAGCAUUGGAGCCAUUGCUUGGAGUGGUGGGGUUUUUGGAUGUCGGACGAGGAAAUCCAAGCCGUGGCUGCACAAGCGACGUCCCUUGCAUUUACGCACAUGCGCUAUCUGAGUGCCUACGUGCGUUUGCAUCGAGCAACGUUUGCGCAGGAAAGUGUUGCCGCUGCCUCGCAGAUGUAG
This is a messenger RNA of Symbiodinium sp. CCMP2592, 2196 nucleotides long. NCBI's taxonomy places the organism in Eukaryota, Dinophyceae, Suessiales, Symbiodiniaceae. The record is from the annotation of a GenBank genome assembly.